AAGUUCCUUUAAGAUUUCAUGAGUUGCUCCAUUCACUCACCUGCGAGCACCUUGCACAAUUCCUGCCCUACCCUGCCCUCCAGUCUGCCAAUCCUCAGUGAUUUUUUUCCCUUUCCACAGUUAAUGAAGCUCAAUCCCUACAAAAUUGAGCUUCCACAUCAAAGUGACUUACAGCAAAUAUGUUUUGAAGCAAUUCUUCACUUGCAUAAUUUCCCUAAUAAAAUGCAUUCACGGAACCACUGUUAAACUCAGAAGAGGGUGCUCUGCAUGAGGAUUCCAAUUUCCUCUUCUGAUCAGAGCUGUGCUCUCAUUCAGGGGAUCACUGGUUGCCUGACCAGUCACACGCGCAACCAUGACGCCUAAACAUUGCCUUCUAGGCUUCCUCGUCACUCUCUUCCUGACUGGUGCUGCAGAAACUCACCCAGCCCAUGAGACUUUGAAGCCUCAGAGAGUACAUUUUCAGUCCCGGAACUUUCACAACGUUUUGCACUGGCAGCCUGGGAGGGCUUCUGCCAGCAGCAGCAGUAUCUACUUUGUACAAUAUAAAAUCUACGGACAGAGACAAUGGAAAAAUAAAGAGGACUGUUGGGGUAUUCCGGAACUAUUCUGUGACCUUACCAAUGAAACCGCAGAUGUUCAGGAGGCUUAUUACGGAAGGGUGAAGACGGCUGUGGCUGGGACCCACUCAGCCUGGACCAUGACACGGCGGUUCACACCCUGGUGGGAAACAAAAAUAGGUCCUCCAGGCAUGAAUAUAACCCAAGUCAAUGGAUCCCUGUUGGUGAUUCUCCAUCCUCCAGAGAUACCAUAUAGAAACCAAAAAGGAAAAAAUGUAUCAAUGGAAAAUUACUAUGAGCUAGUAUACCGAGUCUUUAUAAUUAACAACUCACUAGAAAAGGAACGAAAGGUAUAUGAAGGAACUCACAGAGUGGUUGAAAUUGAAGCUGUAACACCUCACACUGGUUACUGUGUAGUGGCUGAAAUAUAUCAGCCCAUGCUAGACAGAAGAAGUCAGAGAAGUGAAGAGAGAUGUGUGAAAUGUCCUUGAAGUGGUGUGGUGUGCUCUGCAACAUGGAAAUCAAAAGCUCUCUGGGAAUGGAAUGACUCAUGCUUGAAGUAUCUCAUUGAAAAUUGUUUUUAUUCUUCUUAAAGCAAUGUCACACUUUUGGGA
Messenger RNA from Myotis davidii, 1171 nucleotides. It is a transcript of the gene IL22RA2, whose product is annotated as interleukin 22 receptor subunit alpha 2. The record is from RefSeq and is a predicted model, not a curated record. NCBI's taxonomy places the organism in Eukaryota, Metazoa, Chordata, Mammalia, Chiroptera, Vespertilionidae. The transcript has 5 exons. Bases 353 to 1048 code for a protein of 231 amino acids. Gene Ontology annotation, molecular function: interleukin-22 receptor activity; protein binding.